Messenger RNA from Prorocentrum cordatum, 471 nucleotides. NCBI's taxonomy places the organism in Eukaryota, Dinophyceae, Prorocentrales, Prorocentraceae. The record is from the annotation of a GenBank genome assembly.
AUGCUCUUCCACGAGCCCACGCCCUACAAUCGCGGGCUCUGCCUGGCGCGCUUGCGUGCUCUCGUAGCGCACCGUUCGAAAGUCCCCGAGAAAACGGCAGCUCCUCCUCAACGCGACUUCGCGCGACAACUCGGGCAACAUACCACCGCCCAACACAUUCCCAGUCGCUGCGGCCACGCAAGCCACGCGGCAGCGAUUCCACUGCGCGGGCCCGCUCUGUGGUGCAAUCUGUGCGUGUGUGUGUGGGGGAGGGGGGGAGGCAAUGGGCAAUGCGAGCGGGUGAACUCUGUGUGUCGGGCAGGGCUUUGCCCGCCUUGCCACACUGCAGUCUCGCUGGGCCGCUCUCACACAGCGCGGUGGCGGAGGUGCGCGGCAGCGCAACCGGACACCUUCGUGCAGGAUCGUGCUCCCGAGGAGGAGAAGGAGGAGGAGGAGGAGGAGGAGGAGGAGCAAGAGGGGAAGGGCGAGUGA